CCAGCUGUAGGGAGUAUUGCAAUGAUGACAAUACUAACCACUGGCAUGAGCGUCUAGACAUACCAUCGCUUGUCCCCGUCCACCAUGACCAGCCGCCUCCCCAGACUUGUUGCCUUCGACCUCGACUAUACCCUCUGGGACUUAUGGAUAGACACUCAUGUGACGCCUCCGUUGAAGCGACAGGGACAAGCGAUCAACAGCAUACGGGACAAGCAUGGCGAAGAGGUCGCGUUCUACCAUGACGUUCCCGAAAUCCUGCAUCGUCUACGUGCUGCAGAGGUCGUAGUUGCCGCGUGCUCUAGGACGCAUGCGCCAAAGCUGGCGCGCCAGGCGCUGUCGCUCUUGCUAAUUCCCCCGCAGGCCGGGGACAGACACGGCUCGCAGAGACCUGCGAUAGGGUUCUUUGACCACCUAGAGAUAUACCCAGGCUCGAAGAUACCGCACUUCCAAAGCUUGCACAAGAAAACUGGCAUACCGUAUUCUGAAAUUCUCUUCUUUGACGAUGAACGACGCAAUGCUGAAGUCGAAUCCCUCGGUGUCACUUUCUGCCUAGUGCAGCGUGGCAUGGACGACCGGACCUUUGAGAAAGGGCUCGCAGAGUGGCGGAGACGGCACCCAGUCGAGGUGGUGGAGGACGCUAGCGCCACUGUAGCGGCAGACGGCGAGUAGCUUACUGUAUGUGAUGGACCGCAAUAUCGCCAUAAUGGGUAUCAUACGCUUCUGCUGAAUAUAUUGCCAUCACAUUGAUUUCGGAUACGCAGCAGUAUAGCCAGUACAUAUGAUCAUAUUGUGAUUCCACAUGUUCAGCAGCUGAUUAUCAUUCCAAGCUCGAGUCGAACACGAGAGAG
Messenger RNA from Phanerochaete carnosa HHB-10118-sp, 848 nucleotides. RefSeq lists its product as uncharacterized. Gene Ontology annotation, molecular function: acid phosphatase activity. Bases 85 to 669 code for a protein of 194 amino acids. The transcript has 8 exons. The record is from RefSeq and is a predicted model, not a curated record. Lineage: Eukaryota; Fungi; Basidiomycota; Agaricomycetes; Polyporales; Phanerochaetaceae.